AUGAAGAGCAAGAAGAGAAACGAGUGGCAAAAAGCAAUGCGCGAGGAGCUGGACGCGCUCAAAAGGAACGAAGUGUGGCGUCUGGCGCUCCGAUCAAGCAGCAGCAACGUUCUCCACAGUAAAUGGGUCUAUAAGACUAAGACGACUGCUGAUGGAGAUUUGGAAAGGCACAAAGCGCGCCUCGUUGCCUGCGGUAAUGAACAAGUUUUUGGCGUGGACUACGCGCUAACUUUCGCUGCCGUCAUGGACAUGACGACAAUGAAAGUAAUCUUGGCGUUAGCUGCUACAUGGGGCGUCCCGGCUAAGCACGGAGACGUCCCCAAUGCUUACGUAAAAUCAGAGAAGGAAAAACAUCUCGAGAUUCUGAUGCAUGUCCCCAAGGGCAUGACGAUUGAUACAAGGGAGUUAAAAGAACUGGGGGCAACGAAGAUUGAAGAUGUCGUGGUUGAUCUGAAGAAAAGUCUUUAUGGCUUAAAGCAGGCAGGGCGAUUGUGGAGCCAAUUGCUUAACAAUCGGCUAUUGGAAGCCGGAUUUACUCGCUGCAUCAGCGACCUCUGCUUGUAA
Messenger RNA from Peronospora matthiolae, 564 nucleotides. Lineage: Eukaryota; Oomycota; Peronosporomycetes; Peronosporales; Peronosporaceae. The record is from the annotation of a GenBank genome assembly.